GGCCGGAGCGCCGGCCCCGCCGUCGCCGGGGGCGCCCGUCAUCGAAGAGCGACGCGCGCAGCUCGCCAAGAACGUCGAGAGCCUCUACAGCGUCCCCUGGUACAGGGUCAAAAGCAGCGCUGCGUCGCGCCCCUGCCUCGGACCCGUCCCUGGAGCAGUCCCGCUGCAGUCGGAUUGGAUACGGCGGUUGCAGACGUGUGGCGAGGAGCUCAAGAGAGUCUUCGUCGCCGAGUUCUAUGCGGAUGUAGAGCCCCCCGAUGGCGGCACCGCAACAACCCGCCAGAUCAUCGCCAGCAAGACCACCUGCGCUCUGGACGUGCAGGUCUUCCCCUGCUUCGCGCCUGGAGAGCGUUGCAAAGAUCUCCUGGAUAAGUAUCAACUACAGGAUCGGUUCAAAGUCCAGCGACAGGGACAGAGCGAAUUCUACCUGCUCGUGUGGGACAAGAUGUGGGCCAUGGAAUGGACGGAGCGCGACGUGACAGCCGGCGCCCCUAAUCCCUUCGUGAUCUCUAAGACCUCGCCGAAGGCGGGCUUCUCGGCUGAGAUGGCCCCUGUCUGGCCCCCAGCCCCUGGCGCCGAAGUCUCGGGCACUGACCGCGGCUGCCCCUCUGGCAUAGCCCUGGUCCACUACGACGCCAGGAAGCACGGGCCCUUCUUCGACAGCGACGCCGCCGUCAGAAGACCAACCCCUGGCAAACCUUCCUACAGGGUCGACCGCGCCACAAGGAUGGCCCAGUUCAACGAGGUCAACGCCGCGAUCCGGGAAUUCUUCUCGGCCGGGUGCGAGAGUGCCGCCCUGUGGGGCACCGCCCCCCCGCCCAUAGUCUGGGCGCUCGUCUCCCGACGCGAGGGUCGCGACAGCGAGGCCGGCGCCCUGUCGGUGCCCGCGCAAGGCAUGGCAGCGGACCGACUGCUUGCGCGGGCCUCGGCCGCGCUGGAACGCAUGAUCGACGACCUCGACCAACCCGGUCAGACCAAGGUCGCGGCCUGCAUAGCGGACGCCUACAUGUCGCGCCUCGCCCCAGGAUGGUGCGUGGGGUGCUUCGGCGGCGCCGGCGGCUCCAUGGGCGCCCUUGAGCAGAUCGUGGAGAACUUGGCUCCGGACUGUAGCGACCUGCUCCCACGCUUGGCCGCGCGCCUCGCGCGCGAGGACAAGGUGAAGGGCAGCGCCGCCAGGGAGAUCACCACCGUCGCUAAGUGCGCCGAAACGUACAACGUCCUGGAAGUCGAGGUCACAACCACGGACCAC
Prorocentrum cordatum is the source of this 1249-nucleotide messenger RNA. The record is from the annotation of a GenBank genome assembly. NCBI's taxonomy places the organism in Eukaryota, Dinophyceae, Prorocentrales, Prorocentraceae.